UUCACUUUGUUGAAGUAGUAGCAACUAAAAAGCAUAAAUUAGGACACUUGAACUUACGGUGGGUGUGGAAACUUUUUGCUUGACUAAUUUUUAGUGGUCCUCGCUACUGAAUAGAAUAAGUAGUACGAUGGAAAAUUGAUAGAUACUACACGCAUCUUCCAGCCAAAUAGUAGAACAUGGGACUGUUAACGUAUUUGUUUUCUGCCGGUCCUGUGCCCGACGACCCGGAAGGGUUUCACGGCGCCUUGAACUACGCCAAUCCGACGUCAUUUUACUUCCAGGAUCGUGCUGGUCUGCCACGGUGGAGUAGAACUUCUUCUAUCGGGCGGGACCACCAGAGGACGAAUUUCGAAGUAGUAGACCCUGACGAAAGUAAAAUGAAUCAUCAGGGUUUUUUUUCUAAUCUGUUGUCCAGAAUUUUCGACGCAAAACCAGUUCGAGAUUGGGCUUCUUCUUGUUCCUCUGUUCAUCCACAAGAACUACAACAAGUGAAGCAACGCAAUGCGAUCACGACCUCCUUCGCCCACACGGACUCCGCCCCGGCGGAACCGGCCUCCUACAUCGACCGGACCGGGUUUUUACCAACCCGCCCGAUUAGCUGCAGCAGCACCGGGCACGACUUGCAAUUCGACCGGAACAUGGCCCGCGUGGUGUGCCCGGCGCACUGCCAGAAGGACCAGGCGGCGCGGGUGAUCGGGCUCUCCGUCCACCCAAACGAGUCCGCGGUCUGCUCGUCCGCGAUCGCCGAUGGCGUCAUGCCGGUGCAAGGCGGCGCGCUCGUUGUUACCAAAGGCCCCCCGCAGAUGAGUUACGAGGGGAGCAGUCUCGCGGGCAACUACGUCGGGGUGGAAGCCGGAGCGAACAUUGUGUCGGACAGCUACAAAACGUACGCCGUCGACACCAUCGACCAGAUUUCCUCCAACGUCCGCAUCGUGGGGGAAGACGGGUACCUCUCCGCCAUGGGGCGCCCGGAACUGCGGACGGACAAGGGCUGGGGCAGCAUCUUACGAAUUGCAAAUAUGUCUGGGUCUGGAAGGAUGUAACUUGUGAUGCUGCGUCUGAAUUCUACAAAAAUCUGUAUUGCAUGACCAGGAACCGAGGUCCAGUUUUUGUCAGGGCGAGAGGGCAUUUCUCAUGCGAUAUAGGCAUCAGGAUCAGGAAGCCCUCACAAAAUCUGGGAUGCUAGUGCAUGCAUCACAGACAUCAGGAGUCAUGCAAAAUGUGCAUGACACCAGACCCAGACAUAUUUGCAUUUGAUACAUCUGCGGUUUGAACCACCACACGGCGCAGCACAUCUGCCGGGAACUGGGGUACCGGAAGGGCUAUCAAAUGUAAAAAUGUCUGGGUCUGGAAACUUGUGAUGCUGUGUGGCGUAUCAUGAGGAGGCGACAAUUGCUGGCUCAGCAUGACAAGUCUCUGAGCUUCUAGGUGUUGCCUAUUCUGCAUGACACACUACGUUUCUGCAUGACAGAAAAGUGGGGCUCUUUGGGAAUGUGCAUGACAGAUUUAGGAGUCAUGCCAGACAAGCAUGACAAACUUGCAUUCUUCCAGACCCAGACAUUUUUACAUUUGAUAAGGGCUGGAAGAUUCCGACUGCGCGUUGCGGGGCGCUCUGCGGCCCGCGGGGAUCCGUCGUCGCCGCGAAGAACCUGGUGUGUAACGGGGAGGAAACGUCUUUACAGUCUUGCACGCGGUUGGAACCCGAUGAGGAGUGCCGGACGCACAAACACGACAGUGUCGUGUGGUGCAGCAACAAGAAUUACCCGUGGGACAUCGAGGACGGGAAGUUGCGGUUGAUCGACGACGCGGGCCAACCGACGGCGGACGGGGUGGGCCGCCUGGAGAUGUGGCGGGCGGGGCAGUGGCGACCGGUGAAUCGGGAGCAGUACAGCGAUGGCACGGCGGCGACCGCGUGCCGGUCCAUGGGGUACGGCGGCAUCGACCUGAAUUACCCCGCGACCCCCUGCGACCAGUUCGAGGGCGGCGCGAAGUCCUACUGCGGAUCUCGGGGGCCGGGGAUCUCGCAGCUGCAGUGCUUGGGGAGCGAGCAGGACAUCUCCCAGUGCUCCUUCAAACUGGUGCGGACGGAGUUCAUGCCCGCGGACAAACAGCCCUCCCCCGCGAACAACCUGGUUCUGAAGUGCGUCGGGUACGGCGGCGACCCGUCCGGUAAGGCCGCGAAGGAGCAGGCGCCCAAACCCGACCCCGCGCCCUUUGUCCGCCUGGAUCUGGAGUGCUCGUCCACGCUACCCACCACGAAAUUAAGCCAAGGACCGCCGGGCACCACGGUCCUGGCACACUGCCCGCCCGGGUGUGGCGGCCCCGCGGGGAACAAGAGCAGUGGGGAUGGGACGAGCGGGGUGUUCGGAACCGGGAUCUACGCGGAGAAAACCCCGAUCUGCGCUGCGGCAGUGCACGACGGGCUGCUGGACAAGAAGCGGGGCGGGGACAUCGUCGUGUCCGUCGCGCACCCGCAGGCGCGGUACCGCGGCAGCGACCAAAACGGCGUGAUUUCGGAGGACAUGGCAAAUCCGGACAAAAAGAAGAGUCUCGUCGUCGCCCUGCCAACCGAGGACUUGUUCGCGCGGUACGCGAAGGUGAUAUCAAAAUUGGAAAUCUACUUCUCCCUGUUUUCCAUACUCAAACCGAGAUCUUCUGUGUAGCACGAAUUCUUGCGCCGUUACAUGAAUCAAGCUGUUAUGUCAGAAGCACCAGGCAACAGAGGCUAAGUCCAUUGAUUGCUCUCAGGGAUGGAAAUAAACACCCAAGGGUUGACUGUUCAGUAUGGCAGGAACCAAUUUUGCAUUGCACGACGAGGAGUCGGUCUCUUCUUUGCCGCGCCUAGGAAACCACUUCGAGUUUGUCGUGUAGUACGCAAAUCAUGCGCGAGACGUCGCCUUUUGGGUAUGGGAAGGGGGAAUGUUUCCUCGCGAUAGGUAACCAGCAAAACGUACGCCGGCGCGUCCGCGAUGGGUUCACCGCUGAUGCCGAAGCUCCUGGUGGGGUGAACAAACGACCUGCGAUAGUACUACUGUACUGCGAUGAGUUACUCUAUACACUAGUAGGCACGCUUGUUGUCAGAAGAUAGUAUUAGAUUUCGAAGGACCUCCUCUUAAAAUAGAACUUCGUUCAGCUUCAAAGAAGUGCUGACAAAGGCUGGAUCGUCAGUCAACCAUAGUGGACUGCCCUAUGGAAACAAACAGCACUUAUGAUACAAAGCUGCAGUUCGUCGUGAAAUUUUUUGCGCCAGGCAUCAUUUCGAAG
This is a messenger RNA of Amoebophrya sp. A120, 3264 nucleotides long. NCBI's taxonomy places the organism in Eukaryota, Dinophyceae, Syndiniales, Amoebophryaceae. The record is from the annotation of a GenBank genome assembly.